Messenger RNA from Cryptosporidium ubiquitum, 1587 nucleotides. RefSeq lists its product as uncharacterized. The transcript has a single exon. Bases 1 to 1587 code for a protein of 528 amino acids. NCBI's taxonomy places the organism in Eukaryota, Apicomplexa, Conoidasida, Eucoccidiorida, Cryptosporidiidae. The record is from RefSeq and is a predicted model, not a curated record.
AUGUCAAAUAAGGAACAUGAGGCAAAAGAACGUUUCCGUCCAGGAGACAUUUUUGAAGGAUAUUAUUUCCCAGGAGUUCUAUGUGGUAGAACCUUAUGUUAUUAUAGAGAUGUUGUAAAGCUUCUUCAAAGCUAUAAGAGGAAGGUUCAAAAUAUGGGGAAAGAGAUCAAUUAUAAAAGUCCAGGUACAUUUAAGCUCUUCAGCCAAACAUACAAAGAGAUGAAAUUCAGUGCAGUACAGUUUUGUACAGAAAUUGAGGAGAAAGAUGAAUGCUUUCAGAUUUUGUUAGGUGUAGUAAUACGUCUUUUUAAUAGAAGGCUAGAGCUUGAUUCGACAGAUACCGAUAAUGCUGAACACCAAAAAAGUCAUUUUCCUUGGAAAACUCAUCAAAAAAAGAUGCAAGAAUCUCUAAAUUGUAGAGAAUCUCAAGCUACAUUUGAGAAUCACCCAACUCAAAGAACUAUAGGUAAGGAAGAUAUUUUGGAUUUGAAUGUUAGUAUGAUGAUUAUGGAUAGUCUCCAAGAUACUUCAGAGGAUCAAGACGACAACACUUUUUGUAAUAUUGACCUUGAAGAACUUCACCACAAUGUUACAAUUAUAUAUUUGUUAUUCCUAAUAUUUAAAUCACAAUAUAAAACUGCUUUGGAGGAUGGUCAGGAACAAUCUCAAACUUUUGAGUGUAUGAGAAUUCCUGUUACUAUUGAAACUUUGGAAACUAUUAAAAAGGUAGUUAAAGAUUGUGAUAUAAAAGGAAAUGUCUUCCCUGAAACCAAGCUUAUUGUUAACAAUAUGGUCCGAGAGGGAAUCCUACUUCCUAACUUAUAUGAUGGACCUCAGUAUUACUACCAAGAUAGAUAUGGAAAUCCCUUAAUGCCUGACCCUUUAGAGAAAAGGUUUCUGGAGGCCCAAGAUAUUAUUGAUUCUACAGAAACCUCUCACAGUGAGUCUCAGCAGCAAGACGAAAAGUCAUUUAUGGAUUACCUUCAGAAUCUGAGAAUUCAGAUAGUUCAGAAGAUAGAGGCGAAAAGCCUUCAAAUACAAAAGGAAGAGCAAAAGGAAGAAGCUCAGGCUCUAUUAGAAACUUUUCAGCAGUUAUUAAACGAAUUUGAUGAAAAGUUGUCCGAGUAUGAGCUUUUUAAGUUAAAACAUUUACAUAAGCUCAAUUCUGUGGAUUUGAAGGUCUCAAAGGACAUUUUUUUGGAAGAAAGAGAUGACAAAAAAAAAAGAAAGAUAGACGAUACCCUUUUUAGUCAAUCUGGAUCUGAUAAAGAUUCUAGAGAUAAUGAGACAUCAUUUCCAAGAUUAUUAUUGUCUUUUUCUGGAGACAAGAAAAAUGAAUAUGGCGACUGGAAGGAGCUUUUUAACGAAAAAAAUUCAAACACUGAAGAAGUUAUAGAGGAACAUGAAACAAACCAGGAGGAAAUUACUCAACUUGGAGAAAAAACUCAAAAUAGUAACGCUCUAGAUCAGGAUAAGUCAAUGAUAUCAAAUAACUACUCUGAGACAAAUCAGGAAUCCCACAUUUCAGAUAAUUCACUACUGUCAAUAUUAAACAGAAUAGAGGAAUUAGUAAAUAGGGAAAUUUAA